ACUGAGAGACUUUAGGAUCUUUAGGAAUGAAGGAUCUUUAGGAUGUAGGGUCUUUUUAGGUGUAGAGGGUCGGGAUCGUAGGAUUCACGCGUAGUCGCUCGCCCGGAGUUUCCUUUUGCUCAAGCCAGGAACGUUGUGUGGCCCUCCGUUCAUUGUCGACACGGUAAGAGCUUGAUUUCAAUAUCAUAAAAGGAACUCAUUGUGCUUUGGUGCGAAGAUAUCUGUGUUAGCUUCGACAACUAAUCCAUAUCUAGCGCCAUUGACUAUCAAGAACUGAACCGUUAACCGCUUUGUGUAGUUAACUGCUUUGUGAACCGUUAAGCUUUGUAACCGUUAACUGCUUUGCGUAGUUAACUGCAAGAACUGAACCGUUAACCGCUUUGUGUAGUUAACUGCUUUGUGUAGCUCUUUUGUUUUCUUCAUUUAUUCAUCUAUUUACAAUUUCUAAUCCAUAAACGUCGUCUAUGACGCAAAAGUGUGCCUGUUGCUUACUCACUGCGAGCCUGUUACGAAGUUUCUUUCAUCUUCCAUAAAAGGGUGAUCUCGAACCUUCGUAUAAAAGAACUUGCUACGAAAUUUCCAUGUGAUACUGUAAUUGAUUAUAAGCAGUAUCCGUUGCGAUCCGGAUUGAUUAUAUGUUGCGAUCCGGAAAUUGUUGCUGAGAAUUUCGUAAAACAUUUUGGCGUUGUCGGCAGGAUCAAAGUAUUUUGAUUUGAUAAAUACUGAGUGAGACGUAACAGAAUAGCGAUGUUUAAGAAACUGCGGAAGUGUAUCGAAUUGCUUUAUUGAUAACUUGUAUUUGACAUGAGUUGCUUUAUUGGCUUUGUUCGGCUGUGAUCUCAGUGGCUAAUAGCCAGCGGUAUAAGAAAUUGCGGAAGUGUAUUGAAUUGCUUUGAAUUUAAAAUUUGUUCUUAAGGAAUUGAAGCUGUAACAACUGGAGUGUGGUGUUGGCAAUUUACGGGUUAAUAAUGUACUUAAAUUGAACUUGAAUUUAAUUGAUUCUAGAUUUCGUCAUCACGUGACGGUUUCGACUUUUUAGGGGAAUGUGAAUGGGGUGUAGGUUCAACUCCCCCUUUCAAUUGGAUGAUUGCAGUGGAAUAGAUCAUCGGAGUGGACAAACUUCGGAGCGCCCAAUCUUUGUCCAUUCCGAAGCGUUUUAUUCUGUUUUCUUUUUCAGCCUAAUGGAUUGAUGUGGAGACGGUGGAUUGGAACACCUGCGGGAAGAUCGCAGCGGUGCUGCGCUCCUCCGCUUCGAAGGUAGUGAUUGGCGUGGAGACGGUGGAUUGGAACACCUGCGGGAAGAUCGCAGCGUUACUGCGUUCCUCCGCUUCGAAGGUGGUGUCGGAUCCCGGGCCACCAUCCUCUGUGCUGUGGUGGAGGACGUGUCCUGCCGGAGGGAGGCUGCAGGGUGGACAUCACUUCCGCCUGCUCCAUAUAUAGGGGAACCGAUCCAAUCGGAAAUGAUGACUGUGUGUAAUUUACAGAAAUAGCAGAAGGAAAGGUUCCUAAGGGUGGUCACAUACUGCGGUUACGAAUGACUGUCCCUUAUUAGUUUGCAGAUAUCAUGAGUUUGUCCUGUUAUUACACCUAAUGUAGAUUAUUUUGUGAGACCUCAAGGGGAUUUAGCCCACAAACCAAUCCUACUUAUGACCUAUGAAACCACACCCACAAUUGCCUAACACACCGUUUUCGGGUUUUCUUGACAAUGUGGAGUUUUUCACUUGGAACAACCAGGCCUAUAAAUUGCAAUAAGGUUCUAGGUGGUGCUUGCUGUCCCCUGCUGCCUCACCUCACGAGCAAGAGCAUCGUUAGCGCGAACGCCCAGCGGGAGCUGAGGGAUGUAGGGUCUUUUUAGGUCUAGAGGGUCGGGAUCGUAGGAUUCACGCGUAGUCGCUCGCCCGGAGUUUCCUUUUGCUCAAGCCAGGAACGUUGUGUGGCCCUCCGUUCAUUGUCGACACGAGGAAAUAUUGCAUUACUUGGAGAUCAAGUUGUCUGAUCACAGAAGCCUGCUCACAGACACUUUUCCUGAUUUUAGCCUGCGCCCAAAGCACCACUUUGCUGACCAUUAUCCUUACCUUCUACGCUGUUUUGGUCCAUUGGUGGAAUUAUGGACAAUGAGAUUUGAAUCAAAACACAGCUUCUUCAAGAAGACUAUGCAUGAUGUUCAAAACUUUAAAAAUGUACUCCUCACGCUGUCAGUAAAACACCAACAGAUGAUGGCAUGCCAGUUUAAUAGCCAGAGUCUUUUCAAGCCAAUGUUACAUGUGGAGAAAGUAACUGACAUCAAAAUAUCUUCUUUGGAUGCUGACUUGCACACAGUGAUUCAGAGAAAGUAUCCACAUCUUGAAACUGUGUCCCUUUCUAAAGACAUUUAUUUUCAUGGGACCCGAUAUGUCGAGGGUAUGAUUCUGUCAUCUGGACACUGCAGUGGUCUGCCAGAAUUCUACAAAAUCGUGACCAUAGUGGUUGACCCUGAAAAAGUAGCCUUUGUUGGCAAAAAGCUCACGUCUUGGUACCUUGAACAUUUUAGGUCUUUUGAGCUUGUGGAGAGCAUCUAUGCAGGCAUUGAAAUUUUUGAUCCUCAGGCUCUCAACGACUAUCAUCCAUUGGUUGCGUACACAGUGGGAGGGAAGGUGCUGGUGACUCCAAAAGUGUGCCUGCUCCAUUGAAGUGACACAGAAAGGCUGGAAUGCUGCUGUUAGUAAAAUUCUCCCCACGAAUGUCCCGUAAAGUGACGAUUCCUGAGGUACCUGAAUCAGUUGAAGAAUUGCAAAACAUCCUUAAGGAAAAACUUGAACUUCAAGGUAGCUUCGCGUUACAAUAUGAGGACCCAGACUUCAAUAAUGCUCCGUGUAAUUUGAUUGACAUCCAUGAUUUGCCACCUGAGCGUGCUAUAUUGCACAUUCUUUGGGAUGAGACAUUUCCACUUGUUCAGCAAGAGUCAGACUCUGUUGGUUCAGAGUCUUCCCUGGACACAGCCAUUUUAUCCAGUAGAGAGUCAUUCCAGAGUCCCUCAGCUUUCAUCAGGAACCAUCUGCGAAGUGUCUCAGAGUGGCCUUCACCUUUUCCCAUCCCGUCUUUCUCCUACGAUGUGGAGUUGAGGCUGCGCAAAGGCAAUGAGGCAUAUGAAAGAACGAAGAAAGGUAUCACCUUAACCAGAGACAUGAAGAUAGACAUUUUGGACAAGAUCUCUCAGGCAGUGUUUGAACUGAAAGCCUAUCCUGAUCAUGACCAGAUUGAGUCAGUUGCUUCUGACCUCAUCAGUAGACAUCCAUGCCUUCGAGAACCAGGCAGUGAAACUGGAUAUGGCGGAUGGAAAACAAGCAUAAAAUACAAACUUGGUAAUUACAGGUCCAAGCUGCGUCAGGCAGGCGGUACUGAGGUUAGCAUUAACCAGAGAAAGAGGGGCAGUGAAGAUGCAAGCACAAGUCCUUCUCUGAAGAGAGCAAAGAGAGGUGAAAUUAACCAUCUCCCUGACCAUCCAGAAAAUUAUAAUGAUGACUCACUGGAGAAUGAAAGACUGGUUCUAGUUGAGGAUUUCAAGAGGAAGAACAAGAAUGUUGCACUCAUCAGACAAAAUAUGGAGCUGACUUUCUCCCUGAGACGCAGCGAGAUCGUGGAGUUGCAACCUAUGGUCUCAGAGAUACUGGAACAUUGGCCUGCUCUAUUUUGUGAGGAAGAGAUUAGAGAAGAGUUUUAUCGGAUCACAAAUAGAAACCUCCUGGAGAACUUUAAAGAAGCCCUCCAACAGAACACCUGUAGGCUCCUGAAACUCUAUCGAGCGAGAAGGACAGCUUCUCUGUCAGAGAUGGAUCAGGUCCUUAACAGCUUGGAUCAAGUGACAUCUGACAUCACUGCACAUCGACAAACUGCAGCUUUAAAGGGCCUUCCCUUGUAUCUCCGUGAGAGCCAGGAGAAGCUCUUCAGAACCUGUCUUGCCACUGACCCAGAUGAGGAGCAGACGAAGGGCCUCACUGUGGGUAUCCUCACUGUGCUGGAGGAUGAUGACACCACAGUGCCUCAAAGUGUCGUGAGUGUUGCUGUUGUUGUGGAAGAAGAGAUUGUCCUUCAAGAUCUCCCUGACCUACCAACUGCUUUUGCCUACCUCUUUGGACUGAUUUAUGCUUUAAACAUCCAGUACCCAAAAGAUCUCAAGUACACAUUCGAAACUGUGCAGAAGGUGUUCAUGGAACUUGGAGCAGACCUCUCUGCAAGGGUCAGAUCGCUCAAAAACAAACUCGUUCAGUAAAUCCAAAAGUUCUGGAUUUGGAGUUGUUGACCUCUAAAAGUUACUUUAGGUACAGCUCACAUGUUUUAUAUUUUUGAUUCAUACGUGUUCUGUAUGGUCUUGUCCUUGUGAUCACGUUGUAUGUUUUCGAUUCAUACGAGUUCUGUAUGGUCUUGUUCGUGCGAUUUUGAGACCUGAAGUUGUUGCACUCGGAAGAUUCAUACUUAUUUAUCAUAUUGGUUCCGUAUGAUAUUCUAUAGAUGACAUGCUUGAAAUUUUGAGACCAGAAAUUAUGUUGCUCAGUAACCUUUAAACAGAUUUAGUACAUUCAUAGUUGUACAUCAUACUGAUUCGCUAUGGUCUUGUAUACAUUACUUGUGUUUGAUGAUACUACAAGAUGGCACAAUAUGCUGUCACUCAUUAGUUUGCAAUAAAUGCACUUGGCCCUGUUGGAAGAGAUUUGAUGCUCGUAGAGUUUUAAUAAAACAAAUGUUUUGAAUAUAUUUAUUGCAUCUCCACUUAUUUCAACAUUUGAUUUAUGCAUUUGAUAAAACAUUAUCGAUUAUAUUAUUAGGUAGGUAUAGUAUAUACUUACUUAACCCAACUACUUGGGUUAUGUGCACUUUUUACUCAGAAGUGCAUUCUGUGUAAGAACUUACAGAGGAUUCAUUACAAUAUUAUAAAUUAGUACAAUUUAAAGGACAGUUAGUGGAAGUAAGGAUUAAAUGUUGUUAC
This is a messenger RNA of Corythoichthys intestinalis (scribbled pipefish), 4963 nucleotides long. RefSeq lists its product as uncharacterized. The coding region runs from base 2690 to 4249 and encodes 519 amino acids. Lineage: Eukaryota; Metazoa; Chordata; Actinopteri; Syngnathiformes; Syngnathidae. The record is from RefSeq and is a predicted model, not a curated record. The transcript is spliced from 7 exons.